Clupea harengus (Atlantic herring) is the source of this 12529-nucleotide messenger RNA. RefSeq names its product Dmx-like 1 (gene dmxl1). Lineage: Eukaryota; Metazoa; Chordata; Actinopteri; Clupeiformes; Clupeidae. The transcript has 45 exons. Gene Ontology annotation, biological process: vacuolar acidification. Gene Ontology annotation, molecular function: protein binding. Bases 972 to 10205 code for a protein of 3077 amino acids. Gene Ontology annotation, cellular component: RAVE complex. The record is from RefSeq and is a predicted model, not a curated record.
AUGUGUACUGCUAGCGAGCUGCCCGUCUAGUCAGCUAAGUUUGUGCUAGCUUUUUAGCCAGCUAUGUAGCACUUGCAACUAACCGGUUGUCAGUAUGACAUGUUAACAUGUGUUGUAGCCUUUAAAUGUCGAGAAGGUGACCGAUGGGAUGUAAAGUGUAGAAUGAGAAUUGUAUUAAACUAUUGCUUAAAUGUCCUGAGGACAUUUCAUUUAGAUCUAAUUAGAGGUUGUUCUACCUAGAGGGUUUAUGGCUAAAGCUAGCCAAAUGGCUGAAUUACUUGGAGGCAACUGUACAUUUGCUGCAAUAGCAAACGUCACCCAAUCUCUGUUAGCAAGCAAAUCCUGUUGCAAUUUAUGUUAUUUCAAUAGAGGUGAGUAUCUCACAGAAUCCAUCCACUUGUCAUGUUUUCGGCAGAGUCUGCUCGAUAGGUUUCCUCCAUCUUCGUGUAACGAUAUGUUUCUUAGCUUGCGGGCUAAUGUUAACUUGUCUCCAACUUAUUUCCGACCAUUCGCAUCACGUGAGUUGACACACGGAACUUGUUCACCUUAUUUCAUUUCUCGGGGUUUUGAAGUAAAGGGCUUAGGCCAGACAUUUUAUAUAAGUUAUGCUUUGCAUGUGUGGUUUGAUAGAGGGUCUUCACAUCGUGGCCAUAAUUGGUCAGUUUUUGUUUUCCACAUCGUUUCGAUUUCGAGCCUAGUUAGUGUAUUGGCCGAGUAGCUCGCUUUGCUACCCACGUAUUGUAGAGCACGACAUCCCACAUCUGUGGUUACCGGGCUAACUUGAGCAAGAUAGCUGCCAACGUUGUAGGGAGUAAUUUCAUGGACGACGAACAUUGAGUUUAAAAUGGUUGGAGGCCCUGACACGUCUGUGACACAGUGUUAGCCUACACUUCCCUUGGACCACCAUGCCUCUGUACCGGAGCACAUCAGGUUCCAGGCCUCGUUUGGAUUAGAGGGGUACAGCACAGACCAUGAAUCUGCAUCAGGUCCUGACCGGGGCAGUGAACCCUGGGGACAACUGCUUUUCCGUGGGCAGCCUGAACAAUGUGCCUUUCACUGCCUAUGCCUCCGGCUGUGAUAUUGUAAUUCUGGGCAGUGACUUUGAGAGGCUUCAGAUCAUUCCAGGAGCCAAGCAUGGAAACAUCCAGGUGGGCUGUGUGGACUGCUCCCAGCAGGGUGGCCAGAUAGCAGCCUCCUAUGGAAACACUGUGUGUGUGUUCGAGCCAGUCCCACUACUGAAUCCUGAGAAGACUCAAACGCAGAGAUUUGGCUACCAGUGGCAGAAGAGUGGGCAGUUUGUAUUGCAGUCGAUUGCACAUAACCUGGCAUGGAACCCGGCAGGCAUGCAACUGCUGACAGGCUCAAGCAGCCUCCAGCUCUGGUCCAAUGAGAGUCCCCCCUGGGGGCCCACGGAGGAGGGGCCCCGCCCCAGCACUGAAGGCCACAGCUCGUGGACAUGCAUCUGGCAGUGCAAAACGGCCUCCUCCAUCCACUUCCUGAAGUUCUCACCUGGAGGAGAGUUCUUUGCUACGGCUGGUCAGGAUGACUGCUUGGUGAAGGUGUGGUACGGCACCAGCAGCUGGCAGUGGGAUGCUGGCAAGCUCUUCACCCCACCAGAGCAGAGCUCUCUGGGCGGCCUGGACUUCUCGUUCAUCUACCUGGCCCACCCCCGCUCCGUCACCGGCUUCUCCUGGAGGAAGACCAGCAAGUACAUGCCAAGAGGUGCGGUGUGCAACGUGCUCUUGACCUGCUGCAAGGACAGUGUGUGUCGUCUCUGGGCGGAGACACUGUUGCCAAGUGACUGCUUGCUGUCUGGACUCAAGCACAAUAACCCUGGCAACCACCAGCACCAUGGCGACCCCAACCGGCUGGCCAGGGACAACAAGAAGCUCCCAGCCAAUGGCAGAUCACCAAAUCCAUUAGAGCUGAACCUGCAGGAGUCGUGGGGGGGUUCCCAGCGUGGCGUUCUGGCCCACACCAGCCCCCUCCCACAGCAGCAGGGGAAACACUACAGCCACAAACCCACCCAGGCCCACGCCAACGCCCUCUGCCACUUCCACAUCGCAGCCAGCAUCAACCCUGCCACAGAUAUCCCGCUGCUGCCCUCCAUCUCGUCUCUGAAUGGCACGGAUGAGGAGGAGCCGGGCGGGCCCUUCACGGUGCACUGGCUCAACAACAAGGAGCUGCAGUUCACUCUGGCCAUGGAGGUGCUGCUGCAGAUGCUCCGCAGUGCCCAGGACAACAGCCCCAGUGGGGUCAACACCACCGACAACUCAGAGCCCUCGCUUCUGGAGGACGGCCUCGGGAGCGGUGGCCUCGGGAGCGGUGGCCUCGGGAGCGGUGGCGGCGGCGGCCAGUCUCCGGCCCAGACGGAGGCGGGGAUGGACGUGGUGGCCAUGGAGCAACAGGUGGAGCUGCUCCUGGAGGACUGGAACAGCAGCGCAGACAUGCUCUACAGCAUCCACCCCACCGACGGCUCGCUGCUGGUCUGGCACGUCGACUGGCUAGACGAGUACCAGCCCGGAAUGUUCCGCCAGGCUCAGGUGUCAUUCGUGUCCCGCAUCCCCGUGGCAUUCCCGACGGGCGACGCCAACUCGCUGAGCCGCAGCGUGGUCAUGUACGCCUGCAACAAGAACGUGGACCUGGCCAUCCAGCAGGGCCGGCAGCAGCAGCAGCGUCCGUCCGGCGGAGGUCUGCCUCGCUCCCCCUCGCUCAUCUCCUGCUACGGCCUGGGCAAGCCCACCUCCUGCUCCUCCUCGUCCGGCUCCGUGGGCCUGCGCCUCAGCAUCUUCACGCCCAGCGUGCUCAUGAUCUCCAAGCACGCCGACGGCUCGCUCAACCAGUGGACGGUGAGCUUCGGCGAGGACUCGGCCUUCUCCACGGUGCUGAGCGUGUCGCACCGCUCGCGCUACUGCGGCCACCGCUUCCACCUCAACCACCUGGCGUGCCACUCCCUGCUGCCCCUGCUGCUCACCACGUCCCACCACAACGCCCUGCGCCCGCAGCAGCCCGCCAACGCCGCCGCCGCCGCCACCGCCACCCUCAGGCCCGCGCCCGCGCCCGUGCCCGCGCACCCCAGCAGGGGCUCCUCGCUCAGCGCCCCCCCGCAGGACGCCAACGCCGUCUACAGUGAGCUGAUCCUGUGGAGGGUGGAGCCCGUCGGGCCGCUAUCCUUCUCUGGGGGCGUGUCAGAGCUGGCCAGGAUCAACUCUCUCCACGCCUCAGCCUUCGCCAAUGUGGCCUGGCUCCCCGCACUCAUCCCCAGCAACUGCCUGGGUCAGUACGGCAGUUCUCCCAGCGCCUGUUUCGUGGCGAACGAUGGGCAUUCUCUGCGCUUGUAUCAAGCUGUCAUUGAAGCUAAGAAGCUGCUUAGUGAAGUCUCCAAUCCAGACAAUUCAAAAUCUGUAGGAGAAGCAUUCAACAUCAUCAGCCAGCAGUCCACUGCCCGACCAGGCUGCAUCAUCGAGCUGGACGGGAUCACAGACUUUCAGGGGAAGCAGACGCAGCUGCUGCACGUGUUCGAGGAGGACCUGAUCCUGGGGAACCAGAGGCCCGAUGAAGAGCCACAGGAGACGCCACCCACAGACUCUGCCUGUGGCCAGCCGGUGUUCUCUGCCAGGUUCUUCCUUGUGGUGAUGGAGGCCAUGCCCACCGGGAGGUCCCUGCUGCACAUGUGGCUCCUGCAGGUGUCCGCUGAACCCGUCUCCUCAGGCGGCGUGUCCACUGGCGUUGGGCGAGACCAGAGCGGCUCAGGGUCCAGCUCAGAGAUGUCCGGCUGUCCCGCGGGGCCCCAGCGGAGCGGAUCCAUCCCCUGUGGCCUCCACAGCGCCUGCCGUCUGGCCCUGCACAGCACUCGCGUCUUCAGCCAGGAGCUGGAGCUCCCCUCCGGCGUGGAGGUCAUCACAGUCACACCUGCCGCAGGACACUUGAGCUCCUCGUCUCUUCAGCCGGCCGGUCGAGCGCCCUACCUGCUGGCCACCUCCUGCUCCGACGGCCAGGUGCGCUUCUGGAGGUGCGGCCUCGUGCCCGAGCCCCAGCCGGAGAGCCAGUCGGCCUACGAGUGGGAGGAGUGGCCUCUCUCGGUGGAGGAGGGCUCAGCCAAUAGCAGCGCAAUCAGCAUCCCCAGCAAACCAAGCGCGGUGUGCUGCUGCCACACCAGCCGUGUGGCCGUGGCCUACCGCGAGCCUGGGGGUCACCAGGAGGUCAGAGCCAAGGACGCCCCGCCGCUCCUAGUGAGCAUAUUCCAGUGUGAGUCCACAGGAGGCUCCCAGUGGGUGCUGGAGCAGACGCUCCAACUAGACGCCCCCACCGAGGGCGCCUGGGAAGGAAGCCUGUCCGCUGGGCCCGACGAGGGCAAACAGGGAGGCGCUGAGGAGUGCCAGUUCAGCGGUCGGAGUGCCGUUCACUUAGACUGGGUGUCUCGAGAGGAUGGCUCGCACGUCCUCACCGUCGGGGUGGGCUCCAGGCUGCACAUGUACGGGUCUCUUCUGGUCAAGCCGCCCGAGCUGGGGCUCUUCGACGGGGGCCGAGACGGGCGGCGGGACGCCUCCCGGCUGGUUCUCCUGCGGGCCGUGGACCUGGUGUCAUCGGUGGAGGGCUCGCUGCCCAUCCCGGUGUCCCUGUCCUGGGUGCGCGACGGCAUCCUGGUGGUGGGCAUGGACUGCGAGAUGCACGUUUAUUCCCAGUGGCAGCCGCCCGCCCCGGCCCGGUCUGCCAGCGUAUCCAGGGGCACGGACUCGGGCAGCGUGAGCUCCUUGGUCGCCACUCUGAAGCAGGACGGCCACACGCCUUCCCCGGUGACCUCGAGGAAGCCGCUGACGCGUUCGCUCAACAGCGUGGCGCAGAAGCUCAACGCCGGCGGCGGGAAGCGUUGCGCCGGCCUGGAGCUCUCGGCCCAGUUGGAGGACAGCGGCCUGUUCGAGGCGGCCCACCAGCUGUCCCCCACGCUGCCCCAGUACCACCCCGUCCAGCUGCUGGAGCUCAUGGACCUGGGCCGCGUGCAGCGCGCUAAGGCCAUCCUCUCGCACCUGGUGAAGUGUGUGGCAGGAGAGGUGGUCGUGCUGAAGGGGGACGGGGGCUCCGGCGGCGGCGGGGGCAGUCGGCUGCGCUCCCGGACCUUCAGCGGUGGCGGCGGCGGUGGGAGCACGGCGCGGGACGCCAAGCUGUUCCAGCGACCCGAGGCCACGUCGGACUACACGGAGAUCGAGUCCAUCCCACCGCUGCCACUCUACGCGCUGCUGGCAGCCGACCACGACUCCUCCGGCAUCACCAAAGACGAGCCGGCCAGCGUGGGGCCCGACAGCGGCAAAGGUUCCAGUCCCCGCAGCGACCCGCCCAGCACUUAUGACCAGCUCUUCCAGUCCUCCGGGGUGCCCUCCGGCGCGGACGAGCCGCCAGACCUGUUCCGUGAUGACGAAGAGGAUGAAGAGAAAGCCAAGGUGAUCGACCUGUCCCAGUACGGCCCCACGGCGUUCGGGCCGGAGCACGCCCAGGUGCUGUCCAGCCACCUGCAGCAGGCCAGCCUCCCGGGCCUCACACGCAUGGAGCAGAUGUCCCUCAUGGCGCUGGCCGACACCGUGGCCUCCACACGCACCGACCUCGGGGAGGGCCAGGGCGAGAGCCAGGGUGGCGAGACGCUGGAUGAGUGUGGCCUGAGGUUCCUCCUGGCGGUGCGUCUGCACACCUUCCUGCUGACCUCGCUGCCCCCUGCCCACCGUGCCCAGCUGCUGCACCAGGGGCUCUCCACGUCCCACUACGCCUGGGCGUUCCACUCGGAGGCUGAGGAGGAGCUGCUGAACAUGCUGCCGGCGCUGCAGAAGGGGGACCCCGCGUGGCCAGAGCUCCGGGCCAUGGGUCUGGGCUGGUGGCUCCGCAGCACCCCUCGCCUCCGCCGCUGCAUAGAGAAGGUGGCCAAGGCUACGUUCCAGAGGAACAACGACCCCCUGGAUGCAGCUCUCUUUUAUCUUGCCAUGAAGAAGAAGGCUGUGGUGUGGGGCCUCUAUAGGUCCCAGAGGAACACCAAGAUGACGGAGUUCUUCAGCCACAACUUCAAUGAGGACCGCUGGAGGAGAGCAGCGCUGAAGAAUGCCUUCUCGUUGCUAGGGAAACAACGCUUCCAGCACUCCGCUGCCUUCUUCCUCCUCGCAGGCUCCCUCAAGGAUGCUGUGGAGGUGUGCAUAGAGAACCUCCAGGACUUGCAGCUGGCGCUGGUCAUCACGCGUCUCUAUGAGUCGGAGUUUGAGUCGUCCUCCUCGUACAAGCGUAUCCUGCAGAGGCACGUGCUGGGUCACGACCCCCACCUCCCACCCCACGCCGACCCCUUCCUGCGCAGCAUGGCCUGCUGGGUACUCGACCGGUACAGCCGCGCCCUGGACACGCUCCUGGAGCAACCCACGCCAGCAGUGGACCAAUCGCAAUCCAGCGAGCACACAGCACAGCAAGGUCCAGUGGCCAUGUCUCCAUGUAACCCAGAAGUCUUCAACUUCUACACCUACCUGCGUACGCACCCCCUGUUGCUACGGCGACACCUGGGCUCACGAGAGAGGCGGGGCGGUCUGUCCACCGAGGGCCGAGAGGAGGACUCUGUCACGCUGGUGGAGCGGCGGCUCUUCUUCACCGCCGCCUACUCCCACCUGCAGGCAGGCUGCCCCCUGCUGGCCCUGGAGGUCCUGUCGCGCCUCCCCCGCACCAUCAAGCCCGGCGGCCCCCCCGGCCCAGACAGCCCCGCCCACACCCCGACCAGUGGGGCGGAGCUGAGCAGCGUGGCUGAGCCCGAUUGGUCCCAGCCCCUCUUCAAUGGCUUCGGAUCUGCCUGCGAUACGCCGUCCUCGGCCAAUCACAGCCGCUCCGACUCGGCGCUGAGCCUGGAUUGGAGCCAGCCGUCGGUCAGCAUGGUGGACGAGCCCCUGGACCUGAAGUGGGACAGUGACAAAGAUGGGGAUGAGGAAGAGGAGGAGAAGGAGGAAGAGGAUAACAAGCAGGCGGAUAUGGAUGUGAAGAAGGUGGAUGAAGCUCCCGAUCCGUCCAGCCCCGGCACCUUCCCUGACCCUUCGUCUGCCUCCAGCCCUGCCCACCCCUCCUCCUCCUCGGAGGCCGUCUCCAGCCCUGGUCCUGAGGCGCCGGCAGGCGUGGACAUCCAGGCGGCGCAGCUGAAGUUCCGCGCCUGCCUGAAGCUGCUGACCUCUGAGCUGCGCACGCUGGCCUCCGGCGGCCCUCUGGACGGGGGCCGCUUGCGCCACCAGCUGGCCGUGUGGCUGCAGCGCGAGGUGGAGGCCCUGGAGCGCUGCUGUGGCUACAGCCCCUGCGCCCCCAUCCCGGAGGGCCUCCAGGGGGACGGGGACAGCCACCUAAGCCUCUCCCCCGUCGCAGAGACCUUGUCUGGGGGAGUGGAGUCGGGCAGGGCUGGGGCGGAGGCCCAGGGCAGGAGGCAGUGGCUGCAGAGGAACCAGCAGCUGCUGCGCAUCUUCCUGAGCUACUGCAGCCUCCACGGCUCCCACGGGGGGGGUCUAGCGUCCGUCCACAUGGAGCUCAUCCUGCUGCUGCAGGAGUCUCAGCAGGAUGAGAGCGUGUGUCCCGGGGGAGUGAGCCCUCAGCCUCCUGCCACCAUCCCUCUGCUCCUGUCCUGCAUGGGCUGCUCCAGGACCGUGGUGGCCAACCCCGUGUCCCACCUGACCAGCCUCACUCACGACAUCCUGCGCACCAUCAAUGCCCUGGACUCCCCACCGCACCCCGACUCCGUCUGCAGCCAGAUCUACGUGAUGCAUGCCCUGGCUGCCUCGCUGUCCUCCUGUGUCUACCAGUGUCUGUGUGAUGGACACCCCUAUAGUCAGGUGAACGGCCUUAUGGGAACGGUGUACCAGAGUGCGCUGCACUCCCAGCAUGCACCUGGACGUGGCGUCAGCACAGAGGAGACCUUCCUGCCCAACACCCCCCCAGCACAGUGGCCAGGUGUGGGGGCGCUGGUGCGUCUCCUGAGCGUGUGCGGUGGGGAUGAAGGGCGGACCGGGCUGGGCGUGCUGCUGUGCGAGGUGCUGACGGCAGUCUUCCUCAGCCUGUUUGUGCACGGCCUGGCCACACACUCCAGUGCCCAGCUCUUCCGCGUGCUCGCUCACCCCCUCAACAGCAAGCUGUGGUUUGCCGUGUUCGGGGGAGGGGCACGCCUGCCUGUCAUCACCAUAAAUACCCCCACAGUGGCCGUGGCCCACGAGGGGGCGGAAAGGAAGCCGAAGCGUUUCCGGCUGCUCUCCUCCCGCAGUGGCUCCAGGGGGGAGGCUCCGCCCGAGAGCCCCCCCAGCCCCCGCAGCCCCCCCUCGGAGCCCCACCCCUCCAGUGUCACCGAGCGCUUCGUCCCUCCGGAGCUCAGCAUCUGGGACUACUUCAUCGCCAAGCCGUUUCUACUCCCCUCGGAGAGCAGGUUUGAGUAUGACUCGGAGGAGAGCCUCGGCAGCGAGGAUGACGAUGAAGAUGAAUACUCCGAUGCCUUCGACUCCAGCUCCCCUCAACGUGAACAUUCCAACCCCAACUCCUACAGCUGGUGUCUAAUGCGUCUGGCCAUGGUUCAGAUGGUCCUGGCCAACCUGAGGUCCUUCUACCCCAUGGCAGGCCACGAUCUGAUGGACCUCCCUGUAGGCUCUCCCCUGUGCCACGCUGUGCUCAAGACCCUGCAGCGCUGGGAACAGGUGCUCCUCAAGAGGCUGGAGAUAUUUGGAGGGCCACCCCCCAAAUACAUCUCCACCCACACCAACGAUGACAGCUCCACCCCCGGCCCCGCCCUGCUCCGCCACAAAGCUCUGUUUGAGCCCUCCAACACCCCCUUCAGGUCCCAGCAGCACGCUGCCCUGCCGGUGCGGCGCCUGUGGCAGUACCUGGUCAAGCAGGAGGAGGUGCAGGAGACCUUCAUCCGCAACAUCUUCACCAAGAAGCGCGACCAGAACGAGUCGUUUGAAGACUGCAGAGAUUAUGGGAAAUGUUCAGGCACGGAGGAGGCUAAUCCUAACCAGAUUGAGGCUGAUCUGGGCUACCCCGGUGGGAAGGCCCGCAUCAUCCACAAGGAGUCAGACAUCAUUACAGCCUUUGCCAUCAAUAAGGCCAACCGUAACUGUCUGGUGAUCGCCUCCACACAUGACAUCCAGGAGUUGGAUGUGUCGGCCAUCUUGGCCACACAGAUCCUGACCUGGAUUGACGACGAAGCAGAGAACGAGACCAAAGGUGGGGAUGAGUUUCUGGUGGUCCAUGCACGAGAUGACUUUGCUACGCUACAUGGCACUACCCCUUACACACACAGCAGCCCCGGGACGCCCAUCAAUCUGCCCUGGCUGGGCAGCAUGCAGACUGGCCGAGGGGCCGCCGUGCUGAUCAAGAGGAACAUCAACAAUGUGAGGAGGAUGGCCUCCCACCCAACACUACCCUACUACCUCACUGGGGCUCAGGACGGCAGUGUGAGAAUGUUUGAGUGGGGUCACUCCCAACAGAUCACCUGCUUCAGGAGCCCCGGCAAUUCCAGAGUGACGCGAAUACGCUUCAACUACCAGGGAAACAAGUUUGGCAUUGUGGAUGCAGACGGAGCGUUGAGCCUGUGGCAGACCAACACAACAGGAAACACACACAAACCUUUUCUGACUUUGCAGUGCCAUAACAAGACCGCUCAUGACUUUGUGUUUGUGGGCUCGUCCUCACUCAUCGCCACAGCAGGGCUCUCCACAGACAACAGGAACGUGUGUUUGUGGGACACGCUGGUGACACCAGCAAACAGUUUGGUCCAUGCCUUCAGCUGCCAUGAGACUGGGGCGACGGUGCUGGCCAUCUCCCCUAAGCAGCAGCUGCUGUUGGCUGGCGGCCGGCGGGGCUGGAUCAGCGUGCUGGACCUCACCCAGAGGCUGCAGCGCCAGAGCUUCCAGGCCCACGACUCCCCCGUCAAGGCCCUGGCCGUGGAGCCCGCGGAGGCCUGCUUCAUCAGCGGCUCCGCCGAGGGCAACAUCAAGGUGUGGAGUUUGCUGACUCAGACCCUCCUCCACAGCUUCCCCAACGAGCACGCGCGCCAGUCUCUGUUCCGCAACCUGGGCACGGGCGUCAUGCAGAUCGAGGCAGCGCCGGCCCACCAGGUGUUCUCCUGCGGUGCAGACGGCACCAUGAAGCUGCGGGUCCUCCCCGACCGCCUCAGUGUGCAGGCCAGCCGGGCCAGGAACAACGUCAAGUUCAUCAUCUAGACGUGGAUCAGGAACAACGUCAAGUUCAUCAUCUAGACGUGAAUCAGACCAAGAACAACGUCAAGUUCAUCAUCUAGACGUGAAUCAGGCCAGGAACAACGUCAAGUUCAUCAUCUAGACGUGGACCAGGAACAACGUCAAGUUCAUCAUCUAGACGUGGACCAGGAACAACGUCAAGUUCAUCAUCUAGACGUGAAUCAGACCAGGAACAACGUCAAGUUCAUCAUCGAGACGUGAAUCAGGCCAGGAACAACGUCAAGUUCAUCAUCUAGACGUGGACCAGGAACAACGUCAAGUUCAUCAUCUAGACGUGAAUCAGGCCAAGAACAACGUCAAGUUCAUCAUCUAGACGUGGAUCAGGAACAACGUCAAGUUCAUCAUCUAGACGUGAAUCAGGCCAAGAACAACGCCAAGUUCAUCAUCUAGACAUGGAUCAGGAACAACGUCAAGUUCAUCAUCUAGACGUGGAUCAGACCAAGAACAACGUCAAGUUCAUCAUCUAGACGUGAAUCAGACCAAGAACAACGUCAAGUUCAUCAUCUAGACGUGGAUGGUUCCAGAUUCCUUGGGGAAUGGAGAUCACCUGGAGUCGGCUGCUCGGCUUCUUCUGAACUGCUCUUAUCUUAAAGGUUCAUUGGCCUCAUAUGGAACCUUCUGCAGUUGAUAAUGAUCUGGACCAAAUCCAACAUGAGGGCCGUAACUGCACCCAUACGGGGGCACGGGGGCAUACACAAGGCUGACUGAGCCAAACCGCUUGGAAAAUGUCACGCUUAUUCUGUAAGCAGUGCAUUGUGGGAAGAGGAAUCUCUCAAGUUCUCCCACCAUGCAGAUCCAGUGUAAAAAGUUAGGACAAGUAUCGUAUCAUGGCAACAGGCUAUUAAAGCACAAGAUCUGAGAAUGCAAUGAUUCAGCUACCUGUAUAAGAGCCUUAAGUCAUCUGCAAUAUAAGCUGUCUAGUGGUGUAUUGUGAGUGUAGCAUAGAAUUGAACUGAUAAGUGUCCUUAUAACCUACGUAUGUUACUAGAUUAGUCGGAUCACAUGGUACGGACUGGAGCAGCUCGUCUCCGUUGGCCUGGUAAGUCUUGUGUAUGCGGUGAGCAGAUAUCAGGCGCACCAGACCACACUCUACUGAACAGCAUCUUCAACAGUCAUGUGAAAAAAGCUCAAAACAAAAAACAAAGCACUUUCUCGUUGUGGAUAGUAAUUACCUUUUAGACAAAGUAGCACUUGCACAGUUUAUCUUGUAUGGUCAUGAGAACGGAAAUCAGUGAUGUGAAAACCCCUAUGUUCUCUUAAGAUUUAUUCCUGCAUAACUAUCAACUUCUCUAGCUUUAUUAGGUGGCUAACUCCUAUACCAGAUGUGUGUGUUUUUCUUCUUUUUUUAAAAAAACAAAAAAUCUGUUUAGUAAUAUAAUUGGAUCUGCAUUUUUCCUGCUGCCAAAAAUGUAACUUAAAUAAGCAUCGUCAUUGCCUUGAGAGUUGGGAUGUUUGGAGGCUGACGUGGGGCGGGCUUAAAGCCCUUCUGUGUUUAUAAUGUAGCUGAAGCUGGCUGAAGGACUGAAACGGGCUCAGAAACCUUUUGCUUAUGAUGUGAACUCAGACUGCUUAAGAGCGCCAAUCAGUAAACUGCUACUAGAGAAAACUGUACAUUUGCGCCCCAUUUGGAGGGAAAUAAAUGAUUUAAUUUUAUGAUAAUUAUGAUUAAUAUGGUAAUUAUGAUUUAUUUAUGUAAAUAUAGAAAUAGGUAAGAACAUGCUAUGAUUGAAGAGCUAAUAACGAAUCACAGCCUGUGCGUUACAGAAAACUUUUUUUGUUGAAAAUGAGUCAUAUUUAUUACAAUAUGCCUUACAAGUUGUUUAAGGACUGGCAUGCUUUUUGAUUUUAGAAGUAUUCAAGAUUUUUUUUUUCUCCAGUUUUAUUACAUAAAUGACAUCAACCCUUCCCCCCAGCUUCCAAGCAGGAUCUAGACAGUUAAUCAUAACGAUAUUCGAAUGGCUCUGUGACAUUUACUGAAGUUCUUCAUGUGAUGGAGAGUGGGACUGCUGUGAGAUUGGAUUGUGCUUCCUGUCGCUGUCUCUGUUGCCAUGGUGAGCACAACACUACAUGACCUGGAGAACGGAGCCACAGCCCUCAUGGACAUAACAGGAAGUGACUCCCUCCCCACAUGUAGCCUCUCGUGCUUCUCCCCCCCCCCCCUUCAAUCUUACAAAUGUGAAUAUACUCAGAUAAAUCUAAUUUUAUAAGUAUAAAGAUGAUUGUAAAUCUGUCUGUAUAAUAUACAUAAAAUGUAAAGAUAUAAUAAAAUCAACUUGAUUCAACAUUAA